Trichogramma pretiosum is the source of this 1086-nucleotide messenger RNA. RefSeq lists its product as uncharacterized. The record is from RefSeq and is a predicted model, not a curated record. The transcript has 6 exons. NCBI's taxonomy places the organism in Eukaryota, Metazoa, Arthropoda, Insecta, Hymenoptera, Trichogrammatidae. Bases 163 to 1086 code for a protein of 307 amino acids.
AUUCAGUCUCCGAUCUAUUUCAUAUUUUCGUAUUUUUGCCUCUGAGAUUUGAACACAUAAUCGUCUCACCCACGACCUGUUCAAAAAAGUCUACACGCGUGUGCUCGAGCGACGCAUCGAUUCUAUUCUGAGAUUUAGCAUAAACUAACCAAAUUUGCAACGAUGGAAUGUCGACCUCUUCAAAACAAUGAGACCGAAAUUACAGAAAAUUACAUACACCGAGAUAAAGAAGAUGACACAGGAGAAAGUUAUCUUUCACAUGAGGAAUUGGAAGAGUACAAAAAAAUACAAGAAGAGUUUCUAACAUUUUCAAAUGCAAAAAUUACAAAUAAAUCUGAUCUGCGGAAAUCCCUCUUGAACAUUGCAUCAAACUUGAUGAGGCUUCUUGUCUUUUUAGAAAAUACUCCAAAUCAAGAAAGUACAGGUUUUGCGGCAAAAGUCAAAGCAAAUCAUAGAUUCAAUGAAUAUGAUAAAUCUUCAAGCAAGGACCAAUGUAUUCCAAAAAAGCCAAAUGGGCAAUUUGGGCAAAUGAAAGAUAGAAAAGAUGAACAAAUACCGAGAGUAACAAUAAAAAGAGUAAGCAGCAGUAACAAGCCUGGAUGUGUCGCUUAUAUAAAUAAAUCACUAUAUGAAAAUGAAGAAUAUAGAAUUGAUAUGCAGGAACCCGACUCUGGUAGUUCACAAUAUAUCCCAUUCCUGCAAGAAUAUGCCACUCAAACGUUUCUACAAAAAGAUGAGAUUUUUAAUACUGAUUUGAACGAUGAGACUGAAAUAGUGUUUGAAUGCAAAAAUGUAAAACCUACUGUAACUUCGCGUACACCGCAAAAAUUAGAUUAUUUGUCCCAAAAUCAGUUACAAGAUGCAAAAAUUAGCGAAGCAACUCGUGCUACGAUUAAAGAUGAGCGAUUAGACAUGAUAAAGAACGAUAAUGUAGAAAAAUUAGAUAUAAAUAUUCACUGUGAACCCAACGCCAGAGCAACGAACGAAGAUAUGAGCCACCUCCAGUCCAGACCUGACGAACUUGAACAUGAGAUACGGACCGGCAUGAUAUUACAUGGUGGUUUUGAGUGUGAAGUGGUUUUUUAA